CAUCUUUUCCGAGCGACGCUUUUUUUGUUUUUUCUCUUUUUUUUUUUUCUUUUUUUCUUUUGUUUUGGCGGCCGCGGCGCGGCGUCGAACCACCAGCACGGAGGGACGAGAAGCCGUAAGAUGAAGAAACGAUAUGUGGACGCGAACAGGCUUCGGAAAAUGAAAAAACUGAAGAUAACGGAGAAGCUGUCUGAGAGUGCCUACACCUUCCUGAAGUUCAUGACAAUGUGGACGCUGGUGCUGCUGGCAGAUUUCAUCUUGGAAUUCAGACUGGAGUAUCUGUGGCCAUGCUGGCUCUUCUUUGGGAGCGUGUACACGACUUUCCACUGUCACGGCCUGGUUAUUUGUGUUGUGUUUGUUUGCGCUGCAUUCACCCUGGACAUCUUUUGCUUAAUUUUUGUUCCAUUGCACUGGCUGUUCUUUGUGGCAAGCACCUAUGUAUUAUUCAAUUACAUAUGGCACACAGAGAAGGGGAUCUGCAUAUCGACGGUGUCCCUGUGGAUUCUGCUCGUGUACACAGAAGCGUCACUUCGCCUCAAAGACCUCAAAAGUGCUCAUGCAAACCUGUCUCAUCUUUUUGCUGCACACUGCAUCGGAUAUCCUGUCGUGUAUCUGGGUUUUGAUGCCACCUGCUACUUCACCAACAUCUUUAAGCUGCGCAUCCAGAAAGCCGUGCAGAGUGACAACGAUUUCCACAUGCACCUCCUGCAGCAUUCCCUCCCUCCAGGUCUACACAUUUACCCCAAAACAGGCUCAGAUGAAAAUUCCAAGUGGAAGCUGAAACCUGAGUCAGCUCUGUAUCAGUGUCAGAACGGGGCGUUGGUAGCCCACGACGAGGCACACACUGCUGACUGCCUCCAGAUCCGCUAUGAGGAGCGAGGGGCAGAGAAGGGAACGCAAGACACGAGGUCAUCUGACUCAAACCGACGUCCAACAUCAUCCAAAAGCAGCAAUGGUGAUCUUCUCCACAGUGGGGCAGAGGGACCAGCGCCCUCCAUCACCUCAGAAAAUCUACCUCCAGAGGAGCAAGGAAGCAAAACCACCCGGGUGGCUAAGAGCUCUUCACCAAAAGCCCGUAGGAGCAGCACAAACACUCCUUCGCCCCCUACGUGCCGGACUGAGAAGAAGCACAGAUCCGGCGUAAAAACAGUCAGUCCCAACCGAGACGAGACAGACAAGAGCGCCACUGCUGCUCAGAAUUACCACACUGAGCAAGUGAACAAGUUGGAGCAGGAGCUCAAGCGGCUGAAAGGUGAGCUGCAGACAAGUCGGCAGAGUGAGCAGGAACUGCGGAGUCACAUCUGCAACUUGACCAACAGCGAGAGGAGCCUGAGGCCGGAGGUUUCUCUUCUCAGGCAGUCCAACAUGCUGCUGCAAAGCAAGAUUCUCUGUCUCACCAAAACCAAACAGAGGGACAAACAGACCGGUGCGAUGCUGGAGAAGACGACGAGAGCAGAGACUGAGGCCAGACUCUCUGUUGAGAAACAGUUGGCUGAGCUUCAGGCUCACAAACUGGGGGAGGCAGCCGGUAUGGCACGUGUUCCCACUAACAGGCAGGAACACUCUGAAACCCAAAUGUUAAGGAAAAGAGUUAAAGAUCUAGAGACAGAGUACAAACAACUACAGCUGGAGUAUCAAGUGAAAGAGAGUCGUGUGGUAGAUCUAGAGAAUGAAAUAGAGGUUCUCGGAAAGUACCGCUGCGUGGAGAAAGACACGGACAUGCUUUUGUCCACGCUGUCUGCCAUGCAGGAGAAAGCUCAACAUCUGGAAUACAACCUGAGCGCUGAAACCCGCAUCAAACUGGACUUGUUCUCCGCUCUGGGAGAUGCCCGCCGUCAGCUGGAAAUUGCACAAGAUAAAGCGGUGAAGCAGGACAGAGAGAUAAGUGAGAUGAAGCAGAAGAUUGCCGAGGUGAUGGCCGUCAGCCCUGCCGUGUCGUACAUGACCCCGCAGUGUCCGCAGUACAUGGCCAAGUUACUCAACUCUGAGCGCUACGCGCUCAGUCCACGAGCGCUGAUGUACCAGUGUCUGAAGAAAUAAAGGAAGCCGUCGCUAUUGGCUAAUCCUCGGACCUCUUCGACUGACGCCUUCAUCGUAAAAGCUGAGAAGCGGUUUUGCGGCUUUCGCCAUGGAGUUAAACGUUUCUGUACUUCCAGGCAUGAGCAGAAACGGGACGCGCCUCAGCAAGUCAAACACUUCUUGCUGCUCUGGUGGUGCUAAGUGGAUGUUUCUUCUGUAUAGUUCAGGUUUGUGCCCACGUUUGGGGUCAAAGAGUUUCACCUCAAAAUAAUAUCGUAUGCAGAUCUUGUAAGAAUAAAUCACAAAAUUAAGACUGUUAAAUGUUUUACAUAACAGUCACCCAAGGUGACUAUGUUCCAACCUCUCAUUUAUAAAACACUCACUUUUAAUUAAGGCUUCAAUUAAAUCUUACUUAUGAGGCAUAUUAAAAUAAUCCUUCACAAAUAAGU
This is a messenger RNA of Thalassophryne amazonica, 2468 nucleotides long. RefSeq names its product macoilin-1. Lineage: Eukaryota; Metazoa; Chordata; Actinopteri; Batrachoidiformes; Batrachoididae. The record is from RefSeq and is a predicted model, not a curated record. Gene Ontology annotation, cellular component: rough endoplasmic reticulum membrane. Gene Ontology annotation, biological process: neuronal signal transduction. The coding region runs from base 121 to 2040 and encodes 639 amino acids. The transcript is spliced from 11 exons.